UUCAAAUAUGGAAUUCUGAAAGUGAACGAUAUACUACUAAUAAACGAAAGUUUGCGUUCGAUUAACUGUAAUGCGUGUAUCGAUGUUUAAGUGAAGUCGAUAUAUUUUUUUCUUUUUUUUUUAUAUAGCAGUGCGGUGGCGUUUUUCUGGAUGCGAAUGUGGGGCUCUUUAAUUUUGAUACAGGUUUCGCCGCCGUAUCAGCAAUGCCAUCACACGCAAGAUUCAGCCGAUUGGAAGAUGACUAUAUUCAAAUCAUGUCGCGACGCGGCCAAAGCCGAUCACCGUAGCGGUAUAUAGUUGAAGUUGUAUUGAAUUGACGAGAUACAAAAUGAAUCUUCUCAACAUGGACGCGGAGAACCGCGUAGUUUUGAACGUGGGUGGUAUAAGACAUGAGACGUACAAGGCUACGUUGAAGAAGAUCCCGGCAACGCGGCUGUCCCGUUUGACGGAGGCCCUCGCCAAUUACGACCCGGUGCUCAACGAGUACUUCUUCGACAGACAUCCUGGUGUCUUCGCGCAGGUUCUUAACUACUACAGAACGGGGAAACUUCACUACCCGACGGAUGUUUGUGGGCCGCUGUUUGAAGAAGAGCUGGAGUUCUGGGGACUAGACGCGAACCAGGUGGAGCCGUGCUGCUGGAUGACGUACACGCAGCAUCGGGACACUCAAGAGACCUUAGCCGUCCUUGAUCGCCUAGACCUAGACACAGAAAAGCCAUCUGAUGAGGAAGUGGCGCGCAAGUUUGGUUUCGAAGAAGACUACUACAAUGGGACGGUGUCCUGGUGGCAGCAGCUCAAACCUCAAAUGUGGUCUCUGUUCGAUGAGCCGUAUAGUUCCAAUGCGGCGAAGAUAAUCGGGGUGAUAUCAGUGUUUUUUAUUUGCGUUUCUAUAAUAUCGUUCUGUCUGAAAACGCACCCGGACAUGAGAGUGCCUGUGAUCAGAAACUAUACAGUGACCACCGCGAAUCAGACCCAAGGUUGGGCGUUGGACAAAGUGCAAACAAACGCCCACGUAGCCUUUUUCUAUAUCGAAUGUGUGUGCAAUGCUUGGUUCACCCUCGAAAUACUUGUUAGGUUUAUAUCCUCGCCCAAUAAGUGCGAGUUCGUCAAAUCUUCCGUCAACAUCAUCGAUUACAUCGCGACCAUGAGUUUCUACAUCGACUUAAUCCUCCAAAAAUAUGCAUCCCAUGUCGAGAAUGCGGACAUUCUUGAAUUCUUCUCUAUCAUACGUAUCAUGAGACUGUUUAAGUUGACCAGACAUUCGUCUGGUCUUAAAAUCCUCAUUCAGACAUUUAGAGCGUCAGCCAAAGAAUUGACGCUCUUAGUAUUUUUCUUGGUGCUCGGUAUUGUGAUUUUCGCGAGCCUGGUGUACUAUGCAGAGAGAAUACAAACAAACCCACACAACGACUUCAACAGCAUUCCAUUGGGUUUGUGGUGGGCGCUAGUUACCAUGACCACAGUGGGGUAUGGUGACAUGGCUCCGAAGACCUACGUUGGUAUGUUUGUGGGCGCACUUUGUGCUUUGGCUGGUGUGCUAACGAUAGCUCUACCCGUGCCAGUCAUAGUAUCAAACUUCGCUAUGUACUACUCACACACACAAGCUCGUGCAAAGCUUCCAAAGAAAAGGCGAAGAGUCAUCAAUGUAGAGCCGACCAGGCCACCACUUCGUGCACCGGGGGUUCCAGGUGGUCCCGCAGGACCUUUAGCACCAGGUAUGGGACCGCAAGCUGUGAACAGAAGAAUGAAUGCCAUAAAAACGAACCAUCCUAAAGAUAUGAUGGGACCUAAUAUGGUUGCAAACUUGAUGCCGGGAAUGGAUCUAACAGUAGUCAGCCGCCUAACUCCAAGUCCCCGUGACAUGAGUCCAGCCCUCGCUAUAGCACUACCAAUGAUGAAAUCAGUGAACUUAGUCCCGGCACAAUGUUUUGACAACAUGGCUUACCAUACUGAAAAAACAGAAGAUAUUAAAGAAGAAUGCAAGUCCAGACAAGAUUCUGUCGAAAGUGAUAUUACUGUCAAAGCAAAUAAUUUUAACAAUGAAUAUAUUGAUAAAAUUGAUGAAAAGACAGACGCCAGAACCCCGCUACUUCGAGGUCAUAAAAUAGAAUCACUCGACGAAACAAAACUCCGGGAUAAUAAAAUUGAAAAACGAAAAUCAUCAGCAUCUACAUAACGGAUAAUACUGUUAAUAAUCAAUAAAUUGUAAUAUACGAAUUUUGAUGAUAUGUUAGUGGAAAAGACCAAUUGAGCUAAGAAUAAUUUGAGAAUAGCACGAUCGUUGAUUUAGAAUUGAAUUUUGCUAAAAUUAUUAUAAAUAAGCUUGAUUAUCCAAAAUAACAAAAAUCUUAUUGAAAAAGUGUAAAAUAAUCAAUUUCUAAAAAUUCCUUUUUUAUUAAAAUCAGUAGCAGUUACGGUUACUUUAUAUAAAAAUACUUAUUAAAUUAAGCAUAAAAGGCCGUGAUAGUUUUAAGUUUAGUUAAGGAAGAAUUUUAAAUAAUUUCUAAACGCAAAAGAUUUACAAUCAUAAAAUACCUAUUAAUUUAACAAAAUCUAUUAAUCUUUCACUUUGUAUAUAUGUAUAUUUAUUUACAUUAUCUUCCUUAUCAAUUUCAUCGAAUAAGCGUCUAUUGCUUUUAAGGGAAGACGCAUAUCUGACGAUAGAUGCUUCGAGCAUAUAAUUAUCUUGGUAUCAUAUGGUACCAAGAUUUAUAUGCUCGAAUUAUAUUAUCUUGAGAGGGUUAACAACAAGAUCAUACAAAAAAAGAUGUUGGGUGCAUUUUAAUACUAAAUCGAAAUCUAGUUGUCCAAAAUGAAAUAGAGACUGCUUAAAAGCGUACUCAAUUACUACGCUCAACACACAUACUCAUCGUUGAUCAUGUGUUUAAGGGAUCUAUAGCCUGUUUUAUAAUCUGAUAUAGAGUGAUGGUAAGUAGCUCAUCAUCCGUCUGAUGUGUAUCCCAAAAAAAAGAAAAAGAUGCCUUCACUCACAUGUAAAAGAACAUUAUUAUUAUAAAACUGAACGACUAUUCUCUAUACGAAGCACUUUAUUCCAAAUGUUCUUUGAAAUUGUAUAAUAAAAAUUCAAAAAUAAUUGUCACUAAGAACGCCGCCCGUAACCGCGAGCCGCGACCACAAUCCCUUGAAUCUAUAAUAACUAUGCUUACCGGUAUCAUAUAGGACGAUAUAACCUGACUAUCCUGUUUGUAUGUACAUAUAAUCAAUAUUGAGAGGCGAAGUUUGUAGUGCUUUAAAUUUAUUCAGCUUUUGUCAACAUAAUAACAUUAUCCAGAUGAAGUUUUACCGUUCGUAUCAUCGAUUAUGCAUUAAGUUGUUACCAAUUAUAGUCAAAGCUUAAUAAAUUUGUGAAUAAGUAGAUGCCUAUAUAAUUACGGCUUUACAUAGAAACAUUGUUUAGCGGGUGCUUAGUUAAAUAAUGUUUUAUGUUCUGUCUUCAUUAAUUUGUCAUUUGAUAGAAGAAGACAGCGUCGCUUAAAUAAUCCCUCUAAACAAAAUUUAUAUGUAAAGCCUUAGAUUUUACUUAGAAGGAUUGAAAUUGUAACUUUUAAACAUGUCCUUGUUUACCAAAUAAAGAUAGAGAUUAUUGGUUUUCUGAUAAAACAUUUCAUAUGAUUACUUGAAAUCAUGAAGUGGGCAACUAUGCGAACGAAUACUAGUCAAAAUAAUAUUAAUAGUAUAAUAAAAUAAACACUAGAAUAGAAAACAUGUCCAAGAGGCGGUUCUGAAAAACGCUUGCUUAGUGUUGUUUUUGUAACUUAAUUUGUUGAUUUAUGUAUGUGUCGCUACAAUUGAGUCAAAUAUAUAGUUAGGAUAAAAUGUCACUUACAGUAACGACAUAUUAAAUACAAGUAGCAAAUUUACGUCAACCGCAAAUGAAGCCAGUCCACUGUAGACCUAAAAAUAGCUAGAUAUUCCAUGCAUCCACUCAUAAACGCAGUACUACUAAUAUCUUCAGACUUGAAACAUUCUAUCGAUAAAGAUUAUAAGACUUAAUUUUUACUAUUCAAGCGUUUUUCUCUCCAAUAAUUAAUAAGUUGAUUAGUAAUAAUGGUGUAAAUAAAAAUAUAGCGUUAAUAAUUUUAUAUUUCAACAGUUACUAAAUCACUAGAUAAACAUAUCAUCGGCACUCUCUUUCAUUCUUGGUGUUAUAUUAUUUUUAUACGUGUUUAAUAGCGAAUAUAAUAUCAUAUUAUUAUAAAUAUUAGAUAGUUAACAAUGAAAUGUUUUAAAAAUAUAGAAUUAUUCCACUAAGCCGUUUCUCGAUAUUACCUGUCCAUUUACAAAAGUCUAUAACUAUAUUAUAAAAUAUUAGAGAUUGUUGUCUAAUACGUUUUAGGCGUGUAAAUUAUUUUAUGUUGGUAUAAACAUUUUUUAUAGCUUUCACUCUUGUAUCCUGUA
Messenger RNA from Nymphalis io (European peacock), 4416 nucleotides. RefSeq names its product potassium voltage-gated channel protein Shaw-like (gene Shaw). The transcript is spliced from 9 exons. The record is from RefSeq and is a predicted model, not a curated record. Lineage: Eukaryota; Metazoa; Arthropoda; Insecta; Lepidoptera; Nymphalidae. Gene Ontology annotation, molecular function: delayed rectifier potassium channel activity; protein binding. The coding region runs from base 329 to 2173 and encodes 614 amino acids. Gene Ontology annotation, biological process: potassium ion transmembrane transport; protein homooligomerization. Gene Ontology annotation, cellular component: axon; voltage-gated potassium channel complex; dendrite membrane.